CGCGACAGAGCAACUAUAAUAACAAAGUAAUCGUAUAUUCAUGAACAUUUAGAGUGACCGACUAAUCUAAAAAGUUUUAACCGGUGACUUGUGAACGCAUCUUCAUUCCGGACCAGGGGGCGUGGGUUAGACCGGCUUUCUCGGAGGCUCAGACACAAUGAACCGUCAGACAGAAAGGGGCACGCACGUUGGGCCCGCGGAGUUAGCACGAUUUUAGCCUAUUAUUGUUCUUAGUUUUGCGUUUUUUUUAGACUUUUUGAUUAAUUCUUUAACUACUGAUACAUUAUAUGGCUGAAAAGAGACCGGACUGGGAGCAGUUUGUUCGUCGAGUUUGAUGAAAACGAGGUCCGGAUCAGACUGUUACCGUUAGCCCCUCCUGUGGUCGUUUUCGUUGGUUUUUAUUUUUAUUUUUUCUGGUUGAAGACAAAAAGAAGACCGAGCAGAUAACAAUGUCGUUGACUUUGUCGUCUGAUUAUUUCGCCGCCGAGUGCUUGGUGUCGAUAUCUAGCGGUCCUGUCCUGCACAGACCCACCCCGGUCGCCCCCGCCAGCCAGUCCUCCGCCGCGGGCCUUCUCCCCGGGGAUCCGGAUGGGUCGAGCGAGGACAGGGAAGUGCGGGAGACCCUGAGGCUGGAAGGGACGAACAUGAUGACGGUGGCCGGUAUCCUCACCGACCUGCACAGCAAGUUCCGCCCUAUGUCGGCCUACUCGGAGAGCAGCAACUCCUCGUGCGGGGGAGAGAGCGGCUACACCACGUUGUCCGACCCCACCACCCCUACCAUGACCCCCUCCGCUACGCCGGUGCCCGGACAGCAGCAGCAGCCUUUCGGGGGGGCCGGCGGCGUCGGGCCCCCGCGGUCCCCGGUCAAGCGACACCAGUGCACUUUUGACGGAUGCGACAGAGUUUACGGGAAAUCCUCACACCUGAAAGCACACAUCCGGACACACACAGGUGAGAGGCCUUUCCCAUGCAAAUGGCCUAAGUGCGAGAAGAAGUUCGCCCGCUCCGACGAGCUCGCCCGCCACACCCGCACCCACACGGGGGAGAAGCGCUUCCAGUGCCCCCUGUGCGACAAGCGCUUCAUGCGCAGCGACCACCUGAUCAAGCACGCCCGCCGCCACCCGGACUUCCAGCCGUGGAUGCUGGGACGCACCAAGGCCGCGCCCCCGGCCUCUAAGAAAGCCGUGCCGAAUUAGGAGGGGUUGGGGUGGCAGGUUUUUUUUGGCCGACCGAAGCAGAUAAGGUCACUUUUGUUUCAAGUCAACCAGCUAAACUCAAAUCCACUGACUAGGAUUUAGCCCCGCUGUGUUCUACUCCAACAUGCGCGCACACACAAGCCGCCACACACGUAGCAGGAUGUUAGGGGGAUAGUAAGUUGAGUCAUUUGACCACCCACUCACUUGUUCAGCAUAAUUAGGGUUGUGGUUUGAAAAGGUUCCCCUUGCCGUUUCAUCCCCUUUUUUUCUCCCCUCCUUCUUCUUCUUCUUCUUCUUGUUUUCUCAAAGCAACACGUCGGACCUAUUGCACUUCCAUUUGAAUCCCCCGGUCACACAUGUAUCAAAGCGUGUGUGUGGUGUUUACAAAAUGGAGUGAGCCUUCAAAAGUGUUGCCAAACCUCACAAAAGACUGAAAAAAAAAAACACAAGCUCUGCAUGAAAUGAUACCGGGGAAAGUUAGGCGGUCAAUUAAUAUGACGACGAAGGAACAGCAGAGUGGAACACAUUGUUUAAGGGUGUGGUCGCAUUUCAUUGAGAACUUUUUAAAGAUGUCAAUUUUGGGGUAAUUAGUUGAAUUAGAUAGACCUUCGUUAUCAGUCAAGGUACAAAACCACAGUAAAAGCAGUCCUACCCCCCCACCCCACAACAUUCUAAAAACAUAUUUAGAAACAAACAAGUGGCACAGUGGGUAAAUAUUGUUUUCUAACCAAAUAAAUCACAAAAUACCUCAUUGUAUAUUACAGGUUUAUGGCAGCACAUUUAUUUUUCUCAAACGUCUUUAUCGUCUUGCAGAUUUCGAGAUGAAACCCACCCAACCCUAAUGAAACCUCAUAAUCACAGAAUGAAACACUCAGAUUUCAGGGAUUUUUCUUCAUCUUCUUCUUUUUUUUUUCAGUGUACACAUUCAUCAUCAACCAAAAUUCCUCUGGUAUUUCGUGGUUAAAUAGUAGAUUGUUGUGUUGUUCAGUUCCAUUUAUUUACCUUGAGUAAUGUUGUGAUAUUAGAAAGUCAGGCAGUGACUAGAAGCUUUCCCCCCUCCCUUAUUUUUAAGUUGAUUUUUUUUUAUUUUGGUUGUUUUAGUGUAGCUUGUUUUUGGCUUUUAGUGGUGACACAUUCCUUAAUGAUUUUAUUUUUCAUUGCAUUAGCAACUAUCAUUACUGAGACUUUUUAUUUGUAACUAUAUCCAUUUGGACAAUAGCUCAAACAUGAAUUCUGCCAGAAAGUGGAUGAAAUUUCACUCUAAAAGAGGAAUAUGCACGCCACUCCGAAGGCUCCACCAGUUAUCCACAAAAUUCUGACACAUAAUACUCGACAGUAUUAUGUCUAAUAUCGAUGCAAAUGUACAUAAGCUUUAAGCUUUUACUGUAGAGAAAUGGUAAUGCUACUAGCAGCAGAAUUUAUACAUGUAAUAAAUUGUAGUCCUUAUAUUAGGGGUAACAUAUGCUUGAUAGGAUGACAUUGCCUGUAUGAUGUGUAUGUAUGUUGAAAAGUGUGUAUGCAAUGGAUUUUUUUUUCUUUUUCUUUUUUUUUUUUUUUUUUUUUUUUUCAUGAGUUGAGCUCGAGCUUUCAGCCUGCUGCCUUCAGUGCGUUCAGUCCACUCGUCUGGGACAAAGAUCCAGACGGCACAGCAUGGGGAACUUAGUAAAAACUUAGUAAAUCAAGGUCUCUCUUUUUUUUUUUCUCAACUUGUGAAUAAGUGGUAUUGGAUUUUUUUUUAAAGAUUUUUUUUUUAAAUUGACAGCAAAGCUAAUGCGCAGAUGCUACUAAAAAUUCUAAAGGUGGCCGGGUAGAGACCAGACCGGCAUCGUCGACACGCAAAGAGAGAGGAGGGGUGGCGCUUUUCAGACUUUCCGUGGCUCAAAAAGAUAACUUCAAGUAGUUUGUGUGUUUUCAGUCCCUUUUGUGUGCAAAUACUGUAGGGUACAGGUCUGAACGUAGACGCGUUGGUCUCUUUUGUCGUGGUUCCCGCGCCCUUUGGCCCCUCUCACGGACGUCUUCUUUUAUCUCAGUGACAACAACUUCUUCAGGAAAAAACUCUGAAAGCCUUAAACUAUGUCAUAACUACUUUGCACCGUGUUUACAGUCGGCUCAUUGUAUAGGUAGAUAUACUCCCGCUUUGUGGGGGCGUUACCGAAAAAACUCAUGCAAUAUGGCACUUUUUUUCUGAGAGGUAUUAGGCUGAAGAGCGUAGAGGCUUGCACUGUUACUGUGUUUCUACAAGCAAGCAUUGUGGAACUUUGUGUAUGUGUUUAUAACCAAUGCUUUUGUUUAGAAAGGAAAAAAAACAAACAAUUUUCUGCCUUUUUCAUUUGCUUUACGAAACAAUGUUGAAAUGGGUAGUUGUUGCUUUUAGUUGCUCUAUAUUUUUUUCCUGCUUAUUGUUGUUUGAUUAGUGAUCCAGGCUAUCCUUUUUUUAUCCCUUAUUGUGGAAUUUGUGUUUAUAUUCUAGAAUGGAAUGCUUUUUCUUUUUUUUUUCUUUUUUUUCGUCCGCUUUAAAAAAAAAAAAUCUCAUCCCAUAUCUGUUCACUCGGUUUCUUCCAAACUAGGAUCAGAACGGGGGCCGGGAGGAAGGGUGGGGGGGGGUCAACCGCAGAUGUCUUCCUCUUUCACGCCGAACCAUUUUCACACAAAGCAGAAGCCCGGUGCCACUUCGCCCGCGAGUGUUCAAACCCUGCACACAAAAAAACCUCUCACCAGAGCCCGAAACGCUCUCGGCCACUGCUGGCAGUCGGCCGAGAACCCCUCGGACCGUUUUAGCAAAUGAACAAACUCUAUUUUCACACGGAAAUCUCUCUCCUUCCGUCUCUCCUCGCAGGUGGAAGCAACAUUUGAGACUCAAAGCUGUAAAAUCACAAGAACAUACCUCACUGUUUUUGGUUGUUAUAGUUUUUUUUUUUUCUUCUCUCUUUUUUUCCUUUGCAGUGUCUGUACAGAUUGCCAUCCAACCUGUCUGUCAGAAAUUCCUAUACACCUGUUCUAAGUCUUGAAGGUUUGUUUUUCAGCAGUUUGUACCCCUUGUCCUCACCGACUAUAUGCAACACAAAUACUACCUUAGUAGCAGCAGAACUCCUUUUACUUGCCUCUGUGAACGCGUCGGGAGUAAAAGUCAACAGAGAAGUCCUCUUAGGAGUGUCAUUAAGGUUUCUCCGCAGCUUUUUUUCUUUCUUUCUUUCAAACAAAAUUUAAAUAAAGGGUUAAACUUCAUCACUGGCUUGGGUAGAAACUCAAAAGGGGCAUUGAUACAGAAAAUGACUUGUAAUUCAUUGAAACAAAAAAAACAGCUCAGUCCAGAUCUAUUUGUUCAUAUCACAGAAUGUGGCUUUUUUUUGCCUUUUUUUUGUUUUUUUUGCUUCCAAUUUCCCUCACUGCGGCAGAGAGGGGGGGGGCACACUAAUUCAGAUAUGCACAUUGUACAGACGUGGAUGUUUUUACUUAAUUGAUUGCUAAUUUUUAUAUAAUGUAAUUUUUAAACUCCUCUUACCAAAGCUUUAGGUAAGAUUAAUAGGAGGAACCGUGGAACUAAGUAAUUGCUGCAAAAAGCUGUUUUUUCAUAUUUAUAUUCUCAGGCGUCUUAAAGUUCGAGCAUCGGAGUUUCAAUACUUGCUGUGCAACACCGACAUAUAAGCAUGUUAUUUUCUUUUUGAUGAUUAAUUUAUUAGGUAUCUGUUGUGUGGUUUAAUUUUUUUUUCUUUUCAUAACUCAUUUUGUGACGUGGGACUAUACUAAUAUUAAAUGGUUCCACUGGUUGCUUGAUCUUUGCUUUAUUAUUUUUUUUUCCUUUUUAAAAAAAAAAUAAAAAUUCCUAAGUUUAUAGUUUAUCUCGG
Messenger RNA from Menidia menidia (Atlantic silverside), 5041 nucleotides. The record is from the annotation of a GenBank genome assembly. NCBI's taxonomy places the organism in Eukaryota, Metazoa, Chordata, Actinopteri, Atheriniformes, Atherinopsidae.